AUGAAUUCCCACGACACUGAAUUUCUGGAGAAGGACCCCAACAUUGGCUCCUACAGCCCUCCUACCGACGGGUCUUCUCUGGAGGCCUCAGAUCGGCCAUUGUGGGAUCAUGAGGUGAAGCAGGAGGAAGAAAACGAUUUCAAGUACCGGUCGUGCUCGUGGCAGAAGACGGCAUCGCUGCUGUUUGCCGAGUACAUUGUGCUGGCCAUCAUGUCUUUCCCCUGGUCCUACUCGGUGCUGGGGUUGGUGCCUGGAAUCAUCAUCACCGUCGGCAUGGCGCUCAUGGUCUACUACACGGGCCUCACACUUAUGGAGUACGUGCUGCGUAACCCCGAUCUCAAGGACAUUUGCGAGAUUGGCCAGCAUCUAUUUGGCUCCCGUGUGGCUUGGUGGCUGACUCUGUGUGGUUUCUUGCUUAACAACACCUUCAUCCAGGGCCUGCACGUGCUUGUGGGAGCUGAGUGGCUCAACACCAUCUCCAACCACGCUACCUGUACCAUUGUGUGGGCCGUGAUUAUUGCGGUGGUCUCUGCUGUCCUUACUCUGCCACGUACGCUAUCUGGCUUCACCUACUUUGCUAUCUUCUCGGCACUUACUAUGUUCGCCUCGGUGAUUAUGACCAUGGCAUUUGCAGGCACCCAGGCACACCCCGAUAAGUAUAUCGACUCUCAACCCGUCACCUGGUCCUGUUGGCCCAAGAAGGGCACCACCUAUGUGGAAGGCAUGACCGCCUUUCUCAACAUUGCUUUCACUUUCAUUGGCCAGGUGUGCUAUCCCUCUUUCAUGGCCGAAAUGAAGGACCCUCGAGAAUUCAAGAAGGUGCUGACCGCUGUCACUGUCUGCGAAAUCCUGCUCUACACCAUCACAGGUUGCAUCAUGUAUGUGUACAUUGGAAACGAGUACAUGACUGCCCCUGCCUACGGAUCGCUCACUGAGCCCUACAAGAAGAUCGCCUUCACCUUUUGUGUGCCCACUAUUCUCUUUGCUGGAGUUUUGUACUCUGCAGUCACCUCUCGAAUGGUGUUCGACAAGAUUUUCGAUAAAGAUAGCGUUCACCGAACCCACAACACUGUCAAGGGCUGGGCAACGUGGAUUGGAGUCAUCUCCACCACGUGGGUGAUUGCCUUCAUCAUCGCAGAAGUGAUUCCCUUCUUCUCUUCUCUUCUGUCACUGAUGUCUUCCAUGUUUGGAGCCUGGUUUGGCUUCAUCUUCUGGGGUGUCGCCUACCUGCGAAUGAAGAAGGAAGGUCGGGGAAAGGAAUGGUUCAAGAUUCUCAGUCCGUGGGAGAAGUUCAAGGUCUGUAUCAACGUCUGUCUCAUUGGAAUCGGACUGUACAUCUUUGGACCUGGAAUCUACGUCACCAUUCAGGGCAUUAUUGAUUCAUAUGCUGCCGGAACCGUUGGAGGAGUGUUUACUUGUGCAGACACUGGUUUGUAA
This is a messenger RNA of Yarrowia lipolytica CLIB122, 1437 nucleotides long. RefSeq lists its product as uncharacterized. Gene Ontology annotation, biological process: amino acid transmembrane transport. NCBI's taxonomy places the organism in Eukaryota, Fungi, Ascomycota, Dipodascomycetes, Dipodascales. The record is from RefSeq and is a predicted model, not a curated record. Gene Ontology annotation, molecular function: L-amino acid transmembrane transporter activity.